Messenger RNA from Mastomys coucha (southern multimammate mouse), 757 nucleotides. RefSeq names its product chromosome unknown C1orf100 homolog (gene Spmip3). The transcript has 6 exons. NCBI's taxonomy places the organism in Eukaryota, Metazoa, Chordata, Mammalia, Rodentia, Muridae. The coding region runs from base 177 to 614 and encodes 145 amino acids. The record is from RefSeq and is a predicted model, not a curated record.
ACACAGAGGUAACUCAAACACUUGCCGCCCUCUCCGAAGAAGGAGGCCCCUGCCCACUGCUGUCCGAGCGGGUAAUGCAGCAAGGCUCUUACUUCCUGGGCCUCUCUCACUCUGGCUGCAUUACGACGAAAUGAGUGGAUUGAUUUUGCUUUUUCUUUUUCAGAUGCCCAUUGAUCAUGACGACCAUCCGACUUCGAGAAUUUGUAGAGCGUCGCCCAUCAGUUCCACCUAGGCUAUAUAUCACUCACCAAGGAAGGGACAUCAAAGGCUAUUACCCUGGACAACUGGCAAGACUCCAUUUUGAACCCAGUGUGAGGAAGGAUCCAAGACCCCUCAUAGACUUGGCAAUUCCACUCAAGAGCAAAGUUUCGUAUCAGCCUCAAUUAGACCAGCAAACGCUCUUUCGAUACAUUUGUUUUAGAAGAUUGUCAAGGCCUACAGACUUGUGGCAUAAUGAAACAAGUUACCAAAGAGACUACUCCCUGCCAUUUUAUGAGAUUGGUUGGGAUCGGAAAUUAGGCACGAUCUCAUCGCAUCCUAGACCAGUUAACUCAGUACCAGAAGUCUUCUGUUGCGGUGGUGAGAGAAGCAGCUUUGCAAGAGGCACUUUUUAAAACUAAAGGCAAAUUGUUUGGGAAAUCAAGAUCCAACCUUGAGAACAUAACAUCUGUUGCAGGGGAUGGCUGUGCUGUGCAGUACAGUGCUUGCUUGUAAUGCCAACCACAUAAACAGGAAAAUAAAAAUGGUGUCAAUGUCA